This is a messenger RNA of Botrytis cinerea B05.10, 2036 nucleotides long. RefSeq lists its product as hypothetical. The coding region runs from base 302 to 1846 and encodes 514 amino acids. The record is from RefSeq and is a predicted model, not a curated record. The transcript has a single exon. NCBI's taxonomy places the organism in Eukaryota, Fungi, Ascomycota, Leotiomycetes, Helotiales, Sclerotiniaceae.
GGCUACCCAUCUAUACCCACUUAUACUCACCUCUCCUCUCCACAUUUAAUACUAUGUCUAGUGCAGCAUUGCAAUUGAUGCAGGAAAUCAUUUACCUUGCUGCAGCCUCUUCAACGGAGAAUAAUAGAAUCAAUAAUACUUCCUGAAAACUCAAUCCUUGUACCGGACAGGACGGCAGUUGCUACAGUUUAUGUAUAUCAACAUCCAAUUCCUCAACAUGAAGAAUAUCAACUCAUCGCCCUCUCUUCUUCUUCAUUCUCCAUAGCAAAUCAUCUUCUCGCUGUUGAGCUGAGCAAUCGCAAUGGCAUCUCCGUGUAAUAUCUCUACUAUUCCCUAUCCAGACUUACCUGGUGCUUCAUUUCUCUCUGGAACAGCAAUACCAGUUCUAAACUAUACCGCCACAGUCGCACCACUCAAUCAAGCCUCCAAUGUCAAUAUCACUUCACUCGACUUCUGUAAUGUAACACUUACAUACACGCAUCCGGGCCAAAAUGAUACCAUCAAUGUCAAAAUCUAUCUACCUUCAUCAUCAUCAUCAUGGAAUGGUCGAUUUAUGGGGACAGGCGGUGGUGGAUUUGAUACCGGAGGCCUUGACGGCUCCAUGAUGACUCCGGUGUCUGAAGGCUAUGUUGCCGCUGGUACAGAUGGUGGUCACUAUGUUGACGGCCCAUCUGCAUUGUAUGCAACUAAUUGGGCUCAGGUAUCACCUGGAAAUGUCAAUCUUUAUUUACUCCAAGAUUUCGCAUCGGUUUCCUUGAAUGAGAUGACGAUGAUUGGGAAGUCGGUUGUAGCUUCCUAUUACGGAAGAAACUCGGAUUACUCAUACUGGAAUGGCUGUUCGACAGGUGGAAGGCAGGGUUACAUGAUGGCUCAACGCUAUCCAGAAGGAUAUGAUGGAAUCUUAGCUGGUGCGCCAGGAAUCAAUUGGGCAAACAUGCUCCCAUCUUUGUAUUGGCCUCAAUUUAUCAUGAACCAAUUAGGAGUCUACCCUAGUUCAUGUGAAAUCGACGCGAUUACCGCUGCUGGAACCCAGGCUUGCGAUGGCCUCGAUGGUGUUACAGACGGUAUCGUGAGUGCACCCGAACUUUGCGCUUUCCAAGCAAACUCCACAGUCGGAAGGAAUGUGAGUUGCUCAGAUGGAAGCAAUCUGAUUAUUUCCUCGGCAGCUGCACAGGUAGCUCAAGCGGCUUGGGAUGGACCUACAACAGAAGACGGUCAGUCGUUGUGGUAUGGCUUUAACCCUUCUACUCCUCUGACCCUCGGCAACGCAAUCACCAUUUGCACAGAUGGGAAUAAGAAUUGCAUACCUUUCCCGGUUCCGUUUAGCGUCGACUGGAUCAAUCUCUUUGUUGUGAAAAACGCAUCGUUUCCUCUUUCAAAUAUCACUCAAAAGGAUUUUGCACGCAUCACCCAUUCAUCUAUCCAACAAUAUGAUUCCAUUAUCGGGACUGCGGAUCCGGAUCUCUCGGCAUUCAAAGAGGCAGGGGGGAAACUUCUUUCGUGGCAUGGGUCGUCGGAUCAAGUUGUUCCUCCGCGUGGAUCGGCGAAGUAUUAUAGGGAGGUCGAGCAGAGAGAUGCGAAUGUGAGGGAUUACUAUCGGUUAUUUGAAGCGCCAGGUGUGCAGCAUUGUUCGGGUGGGAAAGGACCGUAUCCGGUGGAUAUGAUGGGAGCUUUGAUCAAGUGGGUUGAGGAGGGAGUGGCACCUGAUGUGCUGACGGCGAGGACAACGGCAAAGGUAAAUGAAACGGUGAUUGAGAGGAACUUGUGUCAGUAUCCGUUGGUGCAGAAGUAUGUCGGAGGAGAUUCUAAUGUGGCGAGCUCGUUUGUGUGCAGUUUGGAAUUUUGAUGGGUGUUGGAUUGACUUGUGGAGUUGAAGCGGGAGGCGGAGGUGGAGGUGAAAGAAAGCUUUCGACUCGAUGUAAUUAAUUAUCCUCUACUGUAUCUUAGUCUCCAUCGACAAGUUCAUUUCUUUUGCGAUGUGUAUAUGUAUAAAUGUAUAUACUUCCCAAUGUACCAUACGAAAGUUUUCACUCACA